AGCAAACCGUUGUUUACCUGCUGAUGCGCGGCUAGUUCAAGUUGCCAUAGCAGAGGGGAGCCAGACUGUAACGCGGAGAGCUGUUCUCCUGUUAGCUACCAGUGGACCCCGUGUAACUGGAGUUCUAGCGGCAUUUAGACGCCCUCUGCUCCCGCUGGGGAGAGACGGCGUGCCGCUGUGGUCACGGGCUGGUCACCACGCUAAACAACUGGGCUAACGUUGGGUUAGCUAGCUAACGGUCACAGUAGUUGUCGUAAGUUACCACUUGUUGCUAGUCGGAGCAUCACGUUCGGUCUCCACGGGUUGUUAUGGCGACGAUGACAAAGCGCCCGUUUCCCUCUCGCUAUGCCCAAUAUAUCCACUGUAAAAGAAGUAAAAAAGCAGCCCGGUUUGUUCGGUAAUCUGACUAACGGGGCAGUCAACAGCUAGCGGGUCACUCAAGCCGUCUCUCACCCUUUAAAAACGAUGGAUACGUCCAGUGAGUCUGACUCGUACGACAGGACGCGGGGGCACCGGUCUCGGGGGCGUGAAGCCCACCGCAUCCCGGGCAGGACCAGGGCCAGCGGUGGUGGAGGUGAUGGUCGAGUCGAAGACUUCUCCGAGAAGAUCGGCACAUUGGCAAGCACCUUACAGGACACCAGUAGGAACUUGACCAAAGUAGACCGGAUGCUGGGCCACUACAGGGCGCAUACAGAUGACCAGGCUGAAGCCAUGGCACUGCUCAGGGAGAACCUGGAAGAGUCAAUCAGUCAGCUCCAGACACAGAGGGGAGGCAGAUCCAAUGGGCCUCGCAGUGCCUCAGCAUCGGCCUCCACCCUGCAUACCAGUGACCUGGAGGCUUGCUCUGGAUCGGAAGGCCAGCGGUUCUACCCUACUUCUCCACUGAGGGACUACACUGGCACUCCAGGAAGGAGGCGGCGGUCUCAGUCUGCCAGUGUUCGUUUUAAGGACACCAGCCUGUCAGCAGACGACAUUCACACUUUGCACCAGUCCCUGAGGGAUCUGCAUUGUGACCAGCACAGACUGUCUGAUGACCUGGAUAGAGAAAUCCUCAGGAGAAACAGGUCUGAUAUUGACACCCGGCGAGCGAUGGAGAGCCUCACAGACAACACGGCUUCCCAGAGUCAUGCCUCAGUUUCUUCUCGCGUGGAGCGGCGUCUGCAGGAGCUGGAGAGAGAGAUGCAUCCUGAGCACAGUGGCGUGGAGAGAGAGAGAAGGCCUGACCGGUGGGCGGCCAUGUCUGAUAAACUGCAGGAGACUUCAGGGAGACACCAAGCUCAAUCCCAGGAGAGAGAGGAUACAGUUCCAGCCAGGCUGCUGAGAGCAGGCCGGGAGAAAUCCAAGAUGGAGCAGGAACUGGAGGGAGCUAGACGACUACACGAACAAUCUGAGGAACACAGAGAAGCCCUUGUUCACCAGGUGGAGGAAAUGCGCGGCGAGCUGCAGAGGUUGAGGAAGGAGAAGACUGAGCUUCAGCUGAAGACUUCUCAGCCAAUCGCUCAGCCACAAGGCACCUUCUGGGAGGAGGGGAGUGGUGGGCAGAGAGGAGCAGAUCGUCUGGAGAAAGAGGUGGUGGAGCUGCGAGCCCAGCUGCACGCGGCCUCAGUCGUCAGCGAGGUCGAAGAACUGAAAAGGACUCUGGACCGGAAGGAGAAGGAGAGGCUCCAGCUCAGCUUCCAGGUGGAGGACUUGUCAUCAGACCUGGCGCGGCGGGAGCAGCAGCAGCUCCGAAUGCUGGAACAGUUGAGGGAGAUGCAGAGCCAAGGGCAGGCAGAGAGGAGGGAGACGGAGGCAUUGCUCCAGGAGAGCACGAGGAGCAGAGACGAACUGAAGACCAGGGCCCAGGAGGCUGUGCGUCAGUGGAGGGCAAAGUGCAGGAGACUGCAGAAGGAGCUGGAGGAGGCUCAAGUCCAGAGUGACGAGGCUUCACAGGCAGCCAGGGAAAAGGAGAGCUCCCAGGCCCAGCUGAAGGCGCUGAGCCAGCAGACCGAGGCGGCCCGCAGGGAGCUGGCUGAAAUCCUCGGGCGUUUGGCCCAGCGCGAAGAAGAGCUCCACCGCAAGGACGUCGAUCUGUCCGAGACCCGCCAGCGCCAGUUAUCACUGGAGCAGGAAAUCCGGGAGGUGAGGGAGGCCUCAGCUGCCCUGGGGGAGGAGACUCAGCACCUGGCUGCUGCCCAGACCAGACUGAGGGAAGAGAACCAGAGGCUGGAGGAACAAGCUGACACCCAAGCUCGUCGUUGCCAGAGGGACCAGGACACACAGGCCGAGCUCCAGGCCGCCUUAAAGCAGAGGACCUCAGCCCAUGCUCAGCUAAUCCAGAGGUUAGCUGAGGAGGAGAACUCCAAGCAGAAGCUCCAGAAGGGCUCCUUGGAGCUACAGGCCAAGCUGACAGCAGUGCAGGAGGAGCGGGCCGCCCUGGGGCAGCAGCUGCAGCUGGAGAGAGCAGUGCAUCAGACAGAACUGGACAGCAAUAAGGCGAUGAUGGAGGACAGCAGGACAAAGAAGUAUUGUGAAGUGCAGGACAUGCUCAAGCUGUGCCAUCAUGAGAGGGAUGAAAUAAUGGCUCACCUGAAGGAGGUUAAGGCUGACGCAGCUUCAGACAAGGAGCUGUGUGGGGCGCUGCGCAUCAAGCUGGACAGGAUGAAGGAUGAGUGUGAUAAGCUGGCAGCACAGCUGAGCACCAAAGACGAGGCAUACGCACUUUCCCACAGAAAGUACCAGCUACUCAAACAGGAACUGGAUGACAAAGUCAGGUCGGGGGAGCGGAGACGUGCUUCAGAGUCCGAGCUCGUUAAGCUGGAGGAGAAGGUGUUGCGGAUGGAAGCAGAGCGGGAGGCCGUCCUCACCUCCAUGGGUGAGGAACUGGAUGCAGCCUGUCGCAGCCUGGCUAAGAAUGGUGAAGACAAGCUACAGGCGAUCUCCCAGAAACCAGGAUUAGUGAAAGACCUCCACCGCUGGCUAGCUGAGACAAAGACCAAGAUCCGCUGGCUGUGUGAGGAGGUGCGGGAGUGUACCACAAGAGAGCAGCGCUUAAAGAAGCAACAACAACACACCAGGGAUCAGUUGAAGGCCCUCAGGCAGAGCCGGGACUCGGAGCAGAUGGCUCUCCUGCAGCGCCUGGACCAACAAGAGAAGCUGCUGCACUCCCUCGACACUGAAAAGAGAGAGCUGUUGGAGAGGAGUCGCAGGAAGGAGGAAGAAAUGAGGAGCCUUCAGGACCGUGUGUUGGAUCUAGAGAUGAACACAAGAAUAGCCCUGGACCACUUGGAGUCAAUUCCUGAGAAACAAUGUCUGAUGGAGAACUUCAAAGAUUUGGAGGAGUCACAGCAGCAGAGGGAGAUGCUAGAGCAGCGCUACAGCAAAUACAAAGAGAUCGUCUGGGACCUCCAGCACCAGCUGGACGAGUCCAGACGCAGAAUCCAGGAGCACAGAGACGAGAAGCUGGACGCCGCUUCCAGGAGCCUGAGACUGGCCGCUCUUUCUUCCUCGGUGAAAGGCCCCAGCACGUUCCUGAGCAGCUCGCUGGGCUCUGACACACUCUCUCCUCACAAACGGCUGACCAGUUCAGACUUGGAUGAGUCCCCCGUCAACGGGCCCAAACCCCUCACAGAUUAGCUCAACCUCUAUGUGUGUGCGUACGAGCCCAAACCCACGGUGCCCAGAGCUGAUUGUACCUGCCUGCUGCUCAUCGGAACAGAAAGCUCUCGACACUAAUCCUCCUCUACCUCAACGGGCGCUCACUGAAGGUGCUCCAGAGCAAGAGGGUAAGACGAAGACCCCACCACCAACUUUGAGGGAUACUUUGGAGCAGCGUGACUUUAGACACUGUUCAAAGUGUUUAAAUGUCAUUUAUAACAACCUGAAUUGGAUUAGAAAAAAGGUUUGAAUCCAAAUAGUUUUACUGUUACAUUUCUUGUCAUAGUUAUAUUUGAACUUUGAACAUCGUUAUAUUUUAACAGGUGUUUAAAUAUUGUUUAGUGUAUUCUUAUUAUCAUGCCAAUGUGUUUGUGCUAAAAUGUUUAUUCUAUUCAAACAAAACACUGGUGCCUUUUCAACAAUAUUUUUGCUGACAUCAUCAUGCAUAUGAAUAUAUAUAUAUAUAUAUUUUUUGACAUCUCUUUUAAUGUAUUGACCGAUUUGCUUUAUGGCUUUCUAUUUUUUGUUUCCUAUAGUAUAUAUUUGUAAAAAGACACUAUAAGCACAAAUAGGUCAAUUCUGUUGUUUGUUUUAAUGUGAAGGAAGUAUAUGCACUGUGAAUAAAUCCCCAAGCAGCCAAAUGUCUGCUUUCCUAAGCGGA
This is a messenger RNA of Cyclopterus lumpus (lumpfish), 4297 nucleotides long. RefSeq names its product centrosomal protein of 128 kDa-like. The transcript has 25 exons. NCBI's taxonomy places the organism in Eukaryota, Metazoa, Chordata, Actinopteri, Perciformes, Cyclopteridae. The record is from RefSeq and is a predicted model, not a curated record. The coding region runs from base 466 to 3615 and encodes 1049 amino acids.